Molecule: messenger RNA, 1068 nt
Organism: Salpingoeca rosetta
Lineage: Eukaryota; Choanoflagellata; Craspedida; Salpingoecidae
Exons: 7
Coding region: 1-1068 (355 amino acids)
Source: RefSeq, a predicted model, not a curated record
AUGCCUCGGUCUUCGUCUUGGCGCCAAAGGCGGUACCUCAGGCGCUUGUUGAUGCUUGCUAUGCUGUCUUCGAGGGUUGACAUGGCAUUGGUCUUAGUUGCGCGACUCCUGUCACUGUGUAAACGGCCCCCACGUGUGAGGUGUGACCCGGGGGCGAGGCUUGAUCUGCGUCGCAUUGACCCUGGGGCAUUCUACCGCUUGUUCCGCGUCAAUACUGUGGACGAUAUGCUUCGGUUGGCGGAUGCACUUCGCAUCCCAGACACGGCCCGUGGCGUGGAGGCGCUGGCACUGUUACUCUACAGACUGGCAUACCCUUGUCGGCUCGUGGAGAUUCAGAUUGCGCUUGUGGCAUGGAGUGAAGCAAAGAUCUCAAGUGUUAUCAACUGCGUCCUGGAUGACCUCUUCGCGCGAUACAAGAACAAGAUUGCGUUUGAUGAAACUAUGCUGUCCAAGGAGCGGUGCAAGCUGUAUGCUGACACCUUGGAACGAAAGGGCUGCCCAGCACCUCCCCACUUCUUCGGUUUCAUUGACGGGACCGUGAAGUCUGUUUGUCGUCCUGUUAUCUUUGAGGAUAUCCUCUAUACAGGUUACAAACGGACGCACGCCAUCAAGUUCCAGGGGGUCAUGACCCCCUGUGGACUGAUGGCGAGUUUCUUUGGACCGUUCCCAGGGACUCACCACGACGCCAGGAUGUACCAUGAGUCCCGCGUGGAGGGACACAUCAACAGACUUGAUGUCCCCGAUGGCUAUAUGCUUUAUGGGGACGGUGCGUAUCCCUGGGGCCCCAGGCUUCGACGGCCUUUCCGACAGCCGCCCACAGGAAGUGCAAAGCGACGGCACAACUACUUGAUGUCAAAGUUUCGGCAAAGUGUGGAAUGGGGCUUUGGCAAGCUCUUCACAAUCUUUGCGUUCCUUGACUUCGGCAAGAACCUCAAGGUGCUGUGGCAACCUGUCGGUAAACUAUGCCUUGUCGCGUGUUUACUCUGCAAUUGUCACACCUGUUUGUACGGGUGUGAGACGUCUGACUUCACGGGUCUGGAUCCCCCUGAGCUUGAAGAGUAUGUGUGA